UCCCUAGACCCCCAUUUCCGCUCCGGGGUAUACCUAGGCCUCGGCAUGUCCCACCUUGUGCUCAGUAUGAUGCCUGGAAAGCUCCUCCCGCUGAUGGAGCUGUUUGGGUACAAGGGCGAUAGGAAGUUUGGAUUAGAGUUGUUGGAGAGGGCUGGGGGAGGUGAGUGGUCGUUCCAAAACGCUAACAUGAAUUUAACAGACGCAGAAGGCGUCCGACGUGCGAUCUGUGAUAUGUCACUACUUAUAUUCCACCUUGUUCUCUCUGCGUUUACAUUUGAAGGAGUGGAUGUGCGUAAGGCUGCGAGGGUGUUGGAGUGGAAUUUGAAGAGGUAUCCGAAUGGCGUCUUCUUCCUGUUCGGUGCAGGCCGUCUCGCCCUCGUCCGUUCCCAACCCUCAAAAGCCCUCGCCUACUACGCACGCGCUGCACAAGCUCAGAUACAGUACAGGAAUUUGCAUCACAUUUCGUGGUGGGAGAGUGCCGUUGCUUGUUUGGGGCUUUGGAGAGUCGCAGAAAGCAGGUCGUGGUGGGGGAAGCUUGGAGGCGAGGCUAUGUGGUCUAAAGCAAUAUACACAUACGGCGAGGCAGCAUGCCUAGCCACGCUCAUCGAGCACGCACAAGCGAAGAAGUUGAUGGAGCGUGUCCAAGGGCUGAGGGAGAAAAUCGCAGGGAAGAGUAUUCCUAAAUCCGUCGCCUGCAAAGCCCGCAAAUACCUCUCCCAAUCCGACAAACUCCUUCUCCCAGCCCUAGAGCUCGCCUACGUAUUCCACGCGAUCGCCCAUGCGCCUAGGGAGGUUAUUGUGAGGGAGAUGAUUCCUGCUGUUGGUGGUGCUUGGGGUGCGGUUAAGAAAGGAAAUCAUAAGAAGCUGGAGUCGCGGAGUGGGUAUUGGGAUGAUGUCUGUCUUGCACGGUUUUUGGAGGGCGUAUGUUGGCGGUUUGUGGCAUAUCCGGACCCGGACGCUGAGCUCGAGCCUGACGAAAAAAUCCCGUUCUCACCAGAGGACGCGCGCGCGUACUCGGAAGGUGCAUUCCUUGCUGUCUUUGAGCACGGACCUGACGUUGAGUUGGACCACUAUAUCGUGUAUUUUGCGCAUUUUGAGUACGGAAGAUUGCUAGCGAGAUCAGGCGACAAGGAUGGCGCAAGGACUCAGUUUAAUCUUGUGAUGUCUGGAAAGCCGCUUGAGGUGAACGCUGCUGGACGAAAGAGUAAAUACAGUUUAGAGAACGCACUUCACAUAAGGACGAAUGCAGCGCUAGAAGCAUUAGAUCAGAACCGCCUGUUGUGA
Molecule: messenger RNA, 1284 nt
Organism: Suillus clintonianus
Lineage: Eukaryota; Fungi; Basidiomycota; Agaricomycetes; Boletales; Suillaceae
Exons: 12
Cellular component (GO): cytosol; nucleus; mitochondrial outer membrane
Source: RefSeq, a predicted model, not a curated record